UUUUAAAAAUAAAAUUGGCUUUUAUUGGAUUUUCAAAUAGUUUCAUAUUGAGAAAUCAUUUCUCAUAGACAAAAAUACAAAUCAGAUUUUUCAAUUGUAUAUUUUUACACUUGCAUAUUUACAGAGUAAUCAUUUUAUUGUUUGGACUUGGAUGGUUGGUUAUGUGUACUGCAGCUGUUGGAAGCAUUCCUGAUGGGAAAUUUAAGAGGAGAGCAAAUUGGUACAUAAGUAUUAUGUGUUUUCGCAUAUUAUCUAGAGUUUUUUCUGCUAUUGUGACUUAUCAUAAUAGGGAAAACAGGGCAUUAGGUGGAGGAAUAUGUGUGGCCAAUCAUACUUCUCCUAUUGAUGUUGUUUUGCUUGCAAGUGAUAACUGUUAUGCUUUGGUAGGUCAAAGUCAUGGUGGUUUGUUAGGAAUUAUCCAAACUGCUCUGGGCCGUGCUACAUCUCAUAUCUGGUUUGAGAGAUGUGAAGAAAAAGAUAGAGAAUUAGUCACUGAAAGGCUAAAACAGCAUAUAGAAGAUCCUAACAAGUUGCCAAUAUUGAUAUUUCCUGAAGGAACAUGUAUCAAUAAUACCUCAGUCAUGAUGUUUAAAAAGGGAAGUUUUGAAAUUGGUGGAUAUAUAUAUCCAGUGGCUAUCAAGUAUGAUUCAAAAUUUGGAGAUCCAUUUUGGGAUAGUAGUAGAUAUGGAUAUGUUCAUUACUUGUUUCGAAUGAUGUCCAGUUGGGCUAUUGUCUGUGAUGUUUGGUAUUUGCCUCCUAUGAAAAUAUCUGAAAAUGAAACUGCUGUUCAAUUUGCAAAUAGAGUGAAAGCUGAAAUUGCACGAAAGGGUGGGCUUUUAGAUUUAAUGUGGGAUGGACAGCUGAAAAGAAUACAAGUUAAAAAAGAAUGGAAAGAGAAGCAACAAAAAGAAUUUAGUAAAAGAUUCGUAUUAGAAUAGAAGAAAAUAAUAAAUUCGGAUAGUGGAUUGGAAAGAAUACUCAUAAUAACGACCGCAAUCAGAUAUUAGAAUGAAACGAAAGCAUUUAGUAAUUUUUAGAAUAUAGUACAAAGUUUAAUUUAAGUAGCAUUAACUUAACAGAAAUAGUUAGUUAUAUUCUAGUCCUCUGUUCCUAUUAAUAGUUAUAUGAAUUAGAAUCUAUACAGUUGUAAAAAUACUUAAACGAAAAAAGUGAUAUCCGAAAAAUAUUUUUUCAUAAAAUUAUAACGAUAUUUAUAUUUAUUUUUCAUAAAGAAAGUUUGCAACCGUUUUAUAUCUCAUACUGUGUAAAAUAUCCCUUUUUGUAUUUUAUAAGUGGAUAAAUUUCAUCCACAAACUAACUAACAAGUAAGUACCAAAUAGAAUUCUAAAGUCUAAAUCGAUAACGUUAUUUUAAUAACACUUAUUAAUCAUUUAUUUUAUUUUUUCAAAUUUACAAGAAUUCUUUUUAAUGAAGUCUUUCAUUUUUUGUAUCUAUAACAAUGGCUUAAAAUUGAAUUCAAAUCAAAAACUAAUUUAAAUUAAUUGGUAAUUUUAAUCCGAACCAAAUCAGAUUUGAUAGAAAUAUUCGCUUUUGAAAUUUAAAUUUAAUCAAAAUCUUUUACGAAUUGUACUAGUUUCAUUUUAAGUUGUAUAAAUAACAGUGCAGUCUUAAACUAAAUACAACCGGUUAAAGGUCUAUCGUAAUUUCAUACUUUAUAUUUAAUAAUAUAAAUAUUUGCCGUUAUAAAUUUACGUAAAAAAUAACUAAGUUUAUAAUAACAAAUAUUUACAUUAGUAAUAAUUUUAUUAAUUUUUUAAAUAAUUUUUUUAGAAUUUAAGAAAAUAAAAUUAACGAUAUUAAUUGAAAAUAAAUUAAGCGAAUUAACGAUAUUACUAGGUAUUUCGUGAUUUUCUGCAAUUACAAAAUUCCAACGAGUGUAAUCAUUGUCUCAAUUUUAAGAUCAUUUAUUUAUUUCAGAAAUUUAAAAUGUUCUUUCAUUUCCCGAAUUUAAAUGAUUUUUUUAUUACCGAAUGAAAAGAAAUAUUAUUUUUAAUAUUAAGUAAUGUUACGUAACAUUAAUUACACAUUUGGUAUUACGUAAUUACAUAUUUUGGUAAUAACAUUAAUUAAAAAUGUUAUAUUACCAAAAUAGUGCUCCUCUGUAUUUUAAUGAAGGAUAUAAGAACAGAUUUGUUAUCCGUUCGGAUCAUAGAAAUCACAUAAACAGAAAAUGAAUCAAAAUUGUGACUAUUACAAAUAUCGAAGACAAAAAAAUCUAAUUCAAUGCGUUUAUUUAAAACGGCAUUACGAUUUAUAUCGUGUUAUAUAAAAUACUAAUCUAAAUAAUUAUAGCCGAAAUUAUUAUAAAGUUUUUCAAUUUAAAUACUGCACGAUUAAUUAACAAUUAAAUUAUUUUAUUAUUUUUUAAUGAAUUUAUUAACAAGUAAACGUUUCAUUCGAUUUAGAAUUUAGGGCUACUAACCGCCAUUGUGGUCUACGUGCAUAUUAGAUUUUAAAUUAGCAUCCCGACGUAAUUUGAAAAAUCUGCUAUUUUUCAUAGUGUCCAUAUUCUUACUAUUUGUUAACGCCAUUUUAUUAGUCUUUUUUUCAUACGGAAUUUCCCGACAAAAUGAACUCCCACAGCGCGAGCUAAUUAUCUGGCUUUUUAUCCGAAUUAUGAAUGACACGAGUCCGGUGGGAAAUAAGUUUCGAAUAAGAAUUGGACACGUAACUUAAGAAACGUUGCCGGGAACUGUUGACGGCCGUUUCUUCUACGUAAAGGAUAUCGUCUCUUUAUAUUUUAAUAAAACUUGUGGAUUAAAAGUCGAAUUUUAUUAAGACAAAAGUCGACUUUGGCAGCCGGUAGAAUCGUUAAGCAAUAUUAAAAAAAUAGCCUACUUGUAGUCUCUCUUAUAUUAUGGACGGAAACUUUCUCGUUUUUAAAGCCGAUAUUCCUUGCUGUUUACGCAUUCUUUCAAAAGAAUUAAAAUAAAAAGAAAUAAACUUUAAAAUUAUUUAAUUACGUCCGCAAUUAUAACUUUCGGUGGAUCUUCCAAAUUGAAAUUCGGACAGAAGACUGUUUCCGAGCAAGGAUCGAAUUAUCUCGUUAAAGAUUAAUAAAGGUCUUUCUCGAUGACCCCGACGAUAUACAUACAUAUAAAAGUAUUGUAAUUGGAAACUCGGAAACGAUGCGUCGUUGGUUAGUUUAUAUUUUUGAGUUUCGUAAUUUAGGUAAAUUAUUAUUUUGUUUUGUUGGUGAUGUCUCGACUCGACUAUUAUAAACGAAAACCGUACGGUUAAAUAAUUUCUUGGAAUGCCGCAUUUGAAAGAAUAUCGUGGCCUUUGCGACUUACUCGAUAAUCUCAUAACAGAAUCUCGAAUUUUUAACCUUUAAAUUGUCCUUGUUGUUGUUUUCUAACAUAUUUAUUUGUUUUCAGAAAAAAAAAAACAAAUUUUCAUGCUCUAUUUAAUUUUCUUACGUAAUAAUUAUAUUAAUGAAGCGUAAUAAUAAUUCGUUUUGACAGUACGAGUUACAUUUCUAACGCAACCGAUUUCUACUGGUUGUCGGAGGGACCAACCCGCGAUUAAGGAUAA
Molecule: messenger RNA, 3555 nt
Organism: Centruroides sculpturatus (bark scorpion)
Lineage: Eukaryota; Metazoa; Arthropoda; Arachnida; Scorpiones; Buthidae
Product: glycerol-3-phosphate acyltransferase 4-like
Exons: 9
Coding region: 162-938 (258 amino acids)
Biological process (GO): triglyceride biosynthetic process
Cellular component (GO): endoplasmic reticulum
Molecular function (GO): glycerol-3-phosphate O-acyltransferase activity
Source: RefSeq, a predicted model, not a curated record